AUGAAGGAUGAAACGUACAUGGACGCUAUCAAGUUGUUACAAGAUGCAUCAGCGACCCCGGAAAAUUCUGUCGAAUUUCUAGAACUGUACAGAGCUGCAAAUAUUAAAAUGUUUAAGGACAAUCUAAAAACAGUUGAUAUCUCUAUAGACGAAAUAGAUGCCUUGAAUAUUAUUUAUAUAAGUGGUACAAAGGGAAAAGGAUCUGUGUCUGCUUUCUGUGAGAGAAUAUUGCGAGCAAAUGGAUUAAAAACUGGAAUGUUCAGCUCACCGCAUUUGAUGGAAAUUUGUGAGCGAAUCCGCAUUAAUGGAUUGCCACUGUCAUGUGAAGACUUCAGUAAAUACUUUUUUGAUGUCUACAAUAAAUUAAACGACAUACAGAAUCGUUUUAGUUUUCUAACAGUAAUGGCAUGUCACGUGUUUAUGCAAGAAAAGGUUGACGCUGUCAUUAUGGAAGAGGGCGCGGGAGGGACCUACGACUGCACUAACGUUAUUCGAUUCCCUACAGUCACUGGAAUAAACCUCAUUGACUUCGAUCAUAUGGAAAUGUUUGGAGACACUCUAGGUAAAAUAGCUUGGCAUAAAGCUGGCAUUUGCAAGCCUGGUCGACCUGCAUUCACAGUUACACAGUCUAAGGAGGCCGUUGAUGUCAUACUAGCUAGACCUAAAGAACUACACGUAAUUAUACAAUUACCAAUUACAUUCCCCACGAUAGACAAUUGA
Messenger RNA from Saccoglossus kowalevskii, 720 nucleotides. Its product is annotated as folylpolyglutamate synthase, mitochondrial-like. Gene Ontology annotation, cellular component: cytoplasm; cytosol; mitochondrion. Lineage: Eukaryota; Metazoa; Hemichordata; Enteropneusta; Harrimaniidae. The record is from RefSeq and is a predicted model, not a curated record. Gene Ontology annotation, molecular function: ATP binding; tetrahydrofolylpolyglutamate synthase activity. Gene Ontology annotation, biological process: tetrahydrofolylpolyglutamate biosynthetic process.